UUUCUGCAAGAAUCCAAGAUCCAUCUAGCUUCAGACUUUCAAAUUCUAGCUAGAGCUGAUUGCAGCCUGCCUCGAGCUCAGCUGGUCUUAUUUUGGGUAAGUCCGUCUAGGUAUGCUGUCUGUCUCCCUUCCGAGCUGAUUGCAGCAGCUUUUAAGGGAACAGUAUAGAUCACUGUCUUUGCUCUUGCCUCACUUUGUCCGCGGGUCGUUUUGGACAACCUCAUCAUGGCCGAAGGUGAUGCACAUGCGGACCUGAGUGCACAUCAGCGGCUAGAAAUGAUUGGACUGCCUGCAAACCUGCUUCCCCCUAAUGUAGCCAGCUACACAUACUCAGAGAUCGAUGGAAGCUUUGAGGUAUGUUUUACACACGAGGUGGUCACAGAGAUUGCAAACGAGGACGUCAAAUUUGAGGAGGUGAUUAAGGGUAAGAUGACAGAGCUCGCGCUAUUUGAUCUUUUAGGUGUGAAAACGAAACAGUUUUUCUGGUUGACAAUAGGCGCGAUCACUAGGCCCGCACGUGAUUCUGAAAAGAUCUAUUUCAAGGUAGGCCCGCUGAAAUCAGGGAUUCCAGUGUCUGCCUUCAAAGACCCCAUCAAAGUAUCGUAGACCAUGUUGUGUGGAUCAUGUAACAGGAUCCACUUCGAUUUCGUUUUCUACCGCAACAUAUAUUCGAGCUAGCCAGCAGAACUGAAGAUCUGAGUUGAUCUCCGUUGAUCCAAUUGUUCUCUGAGGCCAAGACGAGCUACUUUCCAGCUCUUUCAAAGAUAUCGAGGAGCCACGUCUUGAGCAAGAGAAGGUUCUCAGUUAGAUUGGCAGCUUCGAAGUGAAGCCCUGACUUUAAGAGGAAUUUUAGCAACUGCAUGUAUAUUAGUAUUCAGCAAAGGCGAUUGGACAUGUAGAUCGGCUAUAGGUAUUGGGACAGUCCUUGCUGCAUGGCAUGGACAUGGUUGUUGAUUAGAGUAUUCUCUUG
Molecule: messenger RNA, 970 nt
Organism: Klebsormidium nitens
Lineage: Eukaryota; Viridiplantae; Streptophyta; Klebsormidiophyceae; Klebsormidiales; Klebsormidiaceae
Source: the annotation of a GenBank genome assembly